UCAUAUCAAACUUGUUCGAAUGCAGUUUCAUUUGAGUGAUGGUCGUGAGCAGUCUUUGCAUGGACUACGACAAAGCCGGAGUAAACAAACGGUUUUUCACCACACACUCACACAAAUGCAUAUCAGUACAAAUAUAAAUAACAGUUAGCCAACCGUUGCAUCGCUCAUAAUCAACGGAUCAUUGCUUAGUUUUGGGCGUUCUAUUGAAUUUCUAACGCGAAAUGGAUACGGGGCCAAAUGAAUUUAGUACGCUGCUAGCGAAAAAUCAUCGUUCGCGAAAAUACUCGUACACGAGAGAUAGCAGUAUCGGUAGUGCGGAGCUUCCGAGUGAUAUGAUAUCGGAUGUGUCUACAUCAUCAUUAUCUGUGCAUGCAAAUCUGCGUGGAUCCGUCGAAUCUGUGACGUCGAUCACAUCCAGCGAACUGGAUGAGUUUAAUUGGAGACGCUUACGGUUCUACUUGGUCGAACCGAUGGUGUUCAUUCUCUUAUUUGCAUACAAUUUAUCAGAAACCAUCGUAAAGAACCAGAUAAUUUAUCAAACAUGCACGUCUAUAUUCUAUUUCAAUGACACUGAUUGUGGACAAUUAGGUACUAAAAACGCCAGUGAACAUGUUAAGCAAAUAGAGACUACUAUUCAGCCGUAUGCUGCGCGCAUUUUUAUGACAUCCUCACUCAUUGAGAGCUUUGUGCCAGCAUUUUGUGGGGUAUUUAUCGGCGCUUGGUCGGAUCGUUUUGGACGCAAGCCAUUGCUGAUUACAGCCUAUAGUGGAUAUGCUCUCUAUUACGCAAUAGCUGCAAUAAUUGCGCAGUUAUCCACAACCAGCCUAGUCAGCCCGUGGUAUUAUCUACUGGCGGUGUUGCCACUUUCGUUGAUCGGUGGCAGCGUUACAUACUCGGUGGCCACUUUUUGUUACAUUUCAGAUGUGUCCAGUGCGCAAGAGCGUCCAUAUCGCAUGGCCUCGUAUGAGGUGGCAUUAAUCAUGGGACUCAUGGCUGGUUCCUUCAUAUCAGGUUAUCUUUACGAAGCCACUAAUGCGACUUUCGUUUUUCUAACAUCAUGUUGUUGUAUUUUUGUUGCCAUCUGUAUUAUACUCUUCUUCGUACCGGAAAGCUUAAAUAGGCGACGCUUUCAAUUCAUCUACAAUACUGUUAGCGAGGAGGAGGAACUGUAUCGGCAAUUAAACACUUCUGUGGGCGAAACGGGUGAUCGAAAACUAUUCGAUUUAGCAGCGGUUAAGGAAAUGUGGCAGACCUGUUUUAAACCGCGAGAAUAUAACGAUCGCGCUAUCAUCUGGCUGUCAAUGAUCGCAUAUUUAAUAUCGGUGUUUGUUUUAGAUGGCAGCAUGACUGUGUUUUACUUGUUCAUACGCGAGAUAUUCAAUUGGUCCAUUAAGGAGUUUACUACGUUCGAGACAAUAAACAUGCUCGUGACCACCAUUGGCAAUAUAAUGGGUGUUCUUAUAUUAAAAAGAUUACUCAAGCUGUCUGUUGUUCACAUUGGCGUUCUGGCGUUUCUGAGUGAUGCGGCUGGCAGUUUCACAAAGGCUUUUGCGGUUACUAAUUGGUUCAUGUAUUUAGCGGUCGGUCUCAGCGCUCUGAGAGCAAUGGCACAUCCGAUGUGUCGCACUAUUGCGUCAAAUGUGUUACCGCCAAAUGAAUUAGGAAAGUUCUUCUCCUUCCACGGUGUUCUACAGGCUUUUAUACCAUUCAUUGCCUCACCGAUAUAUGCAGGCAUUUAUAGCAUAACGCUCACGAGUUUCCCGGGAUUUUACAAUUUAUUAAAUGCCAAUCUGUUUAUAAUUGCCAUUUGUUUUCUGCUCGUGAUCUUGCACAUGAAGCGUGUUUUUCCAACACGUUACCAGGAACGUCUCUAAAAUAAUGGUGUGCUAAUUCUCAAUAUCGCAGCGAGAAAACUUUUUUUAUUUGAAUAAUUUAAUAUUAAGUAAUUCUUUAUUACAUUGUUGGAUGUUUAAUUUGAUUGCUUUUCUAUUAAUAGUUUUAGAGUCAAGUAAUACCUACAUAUGUAUGGUACAUAUAUACAAUUAGUAUAUACAAUAAAUAUAUGUGUAUAUAUUUUAUAGCUAUCGAAAAUAUAUUUAUUUGUUCUACAACUGAGAUACUACUUGCACCUUUCAGUGCCAAUUACUAAUGUACUAAAUCCUAAGACGAAAAUUCUUAUCUAUAAGCAGCACAAGAAAUAUUACUUAAAACACAUAUUAGACACGACUUCCGGCAUUUCUUCGUAGCUCUCUAAUCCGGAUGUUCGCCUAACUUAAUGCUUCGAGAAUUACUUUUCAUCACUUUUUACAUGAUAGCCCUUUACGUAGUCCCUUGAAAUUUAGGUUUUAUAACAUAUUGUUUUAAAAUGUCAGUGUAAUAAUAUGCUUGUGUGUUGGUAAUAUUUAAGAUCAGCAGAUUACUCCAUUUGCAAUCCCAUGUGGGGGAAGAAGACCUCAUAUAGGUGAUGAGAUGUGAACAUCGAACUUUUAUUUAUUAUUAAUUAUUAUUUAUAUUCAAGACUGCUUCGUAGGGAGCAAACUGGGCGAGUGAGCAGCACUGCACUUUAUUUCAUGACAUUGGCUCCCCUUCCGUGGAACAAUGACGCCAACAUCGCAUAUUAUGUUGCAGCUUAGCCGAGCGGCUCGCAGCCACACGAUAUUUUUCUAAUAUUUACAUUCCUUAACUCGUGAUAUCUUUCGAAUGAAUUGUCCUAAUAAAUUUAUAU
Messenger RNA from Bactrocera oleae (olive fruit fly), 2725 nucleotides. Its product is annotated as probable peptidoglycan muropeptide transporter SLC46. Gene Ontology annotation, molecular function: transmembrane transporter activity. The record is from RefSeq and is a predicted model, not a curated record. Gene Ontology annotation, biological process: transmembrane transport. Gene Ontology annotation, cellular component: membrane. Lineage: Eukaryota; Metazoa; Arthropoda; Insecta; Diptera; Tephritidae.